This is a messenger RNA of Cylicocyclus nassatus, 1203 nucleotides long. Lineage: Eukaryota; Metazoa; Nematoda; Chromadorea; Rhabditida; Strongylidae. The record is from the annotation of a GenBank genome assembly.
AUGGGAGUUGCUGAUGCUGGCGGUAAUCAUACACUUCCCGAAUCUUCCAUCGUUCUUAAUGGCAAUGCUAAGGACGAUGGCAGCAUUGUUAGCUACCAGUGGACACAAAUCUCAGGUCCUGCAAAUGCUUUGUUGGUGAAUGCCGACAAAGCCAAAGCAACAGCAUCGGGGCUGAUAGAGGGUCAUUACGUGUUUAUGCCGUUGUGGAAGACGAUGGAGAUAAAAAUGAACCCCCAGUUGCGCGAGCCUUCAAUGCCACUGAUCCUCAUUGUGGGAGUGGCGUUUGCUGCUGAUUGGAAAGUGGCUAAUGUCGAGAGGACUAUCGAUCUGUCAUCUCAGUCAACACUUGUUCGCUCAUCGUGUAGGUCAUCUAGGGAACCCUUCUCUCGCAUUGAUCAUCAACUGGAUCGUAGGGGGCGUCGACAACCGGCUCUUCUGCAUUUCACGACGAUUUUACCAGCGUCGGCCAAGGAUAUAUACUAUAGAGAUGAGAUUGGAAACAUAUCAACAUCAGCUGUGCGACUUCGCGCUGAUUCUGUUGAUGUCGAACUGAAACCGAGUUACAUAUUCCCGCUUUUUGGAGGAUGGCGCACUUCCUACGUUAUCGGUUAUAAUGUGCCUUCUUUCGAAUAUCUUUACAAUAAGGGCAAUAAUUAUGCGCUAAAAAUGAGAGUUCUCGACCAUAUUUUUGACAAUGCUGUGGUUGAAAAGCUUACGACGAAGAUCAUCCUGCCAGAAAUGAUAAGAAAAGCGAGGCUUAUCACACCAUACAGCAUGGGUAGAAGACCCUAUGAAGUCCGCGCUACAUACUUGGACACAACUGGCAGAACAGUUAUAGUGUUGCAGAAAGAAAACCUUGUUCCAGAGCAUAUCCAGUCUUUCACUAAUUUGGAAAUUAUGUCAUACAUUUUCAGCUGUUUUACGAUUGAGUUCUCGCAAAUGAUCCGGGAACCAUUGCUCGCCACGGCAUUUUUCUUUGCACUCUUUACCGUUGUAAUUAUCUAUGUGCGGUUCGAUUUCACAAUCGUUGCGGAUCCGGCACGUGAAGCACGCGAACGUAUCUUGGGAAAGGGAGCAGAUGAGGAGCGCAAUUUACGACGAGCAUCUCUAGCACUGGCUCAUCAAAAUAACAAAUUCAAUCUUGGCGCUGUUCCCGACGACAUCAGUGGAGAAAAUUCGUUCUUCAUAUAUGCAAGCAAAUAA